This is a messenger RNA of Cryptosporidium ubiquitum, 1065 nucleotides long. RefSeq lists its product as uncharacterized. Lineage: Eukaryota; Apicomplexa; Conoidasida; Eucoccidiorida; Cryptosporidiidae. The transcript has a single exon. The coding region runs from base 1 to 1065 and encodes 354 amino acids. The record is from RefSeq and is a predicted model, not a curated record. Gene Ontology annotation, molecular function: metal ion binding.
AUGGCGUGCCCAAGAUUGUUAAGUGAUAAUGAUUUAUGUAGAUUUAGAACAAAGCCUUGUAGAAGGUCAAAGCAAAUGGGGUGUGAUUUUGGAAUUACUAGAUGUCAGUAUUCUCACAAUAUUUAUUGGCCGAGAAGAUGCCCUUUUUACCUCUCAAACCAAAGUACUAUAAGAUAUAUUCCGGUUUUGUGUCCUGAUAUCAUUAUUAAAGAAGAUGAAAGCUCAAUUUCUCAUUGUAAUAGGGGCGGUGGGUGCCCUUUUGCUCACUCUUAUGAAGAAAUUAAUUAUCAUCCUUUAAUGUACAAGACUAAGAUUUGUGAGCAAUUUCAACGUGGAGAUUGUAAUACUUACUAUUGCCAUUUAAUUCAUGGUUUGGCUGAGAGACGAGAAUCUAAGGUUUAUUUACUUCCAUAUACUCAAAAUAUUCAGGUUCCUAAUUUUCCUGGAGUUUUAAUUGCAAAUAGGGUUAGCAAGCCAUUUGUUACUAACAAUCAAUUAAGUUAUCAAGCUCAAAAACCUCUAACUAAUAACGAAAACAUUUGUAACAACCAAGGGAAUGGCUUUGCAAUAAGAAGGAGUAAUUUUGAAAAUAUGAUUUCUGAUAAAUGGAGUGAGAGAAUAUUUUCUCAAAAUAAUAAUGGUGAUGACUUUUGGAAACCUACUGAAAAUGACGAAAUAACUACUAUGGAUUCUAUAUCUAAGCCAGAGUGUGAAAAUAACUGUGAUAAUUUGAAAACAUCUAAAUUAGGCACCAAAACAGCUUUACAUGCAUUAAAUCAAGUAGAACAUGAUAAAUCUAUCCACGAAAAAAUAAAAAAUGAAAAUAUUCUGAAUGUGUUUAGAGCAUUUGUACUAGAAGAUAAUGAUAUGUUAACGGCUCAAAAUGAUAGUUGCAGAGUUCAAACAAUUACAUCCACACUUUCCAAUAACAAAAUUCAACAACUAAAAGUUAAGCAUGAAAAUCACCAAGUACAAGACCACAACAAAAAUUUCACUCCCAUAAUUGAGGACUCAGAUUUGAUUAAAAAUAACGAAAAUUCAAAUACUAGCAAUUUUUUUGAAUAA